AGAGCGAGAGCGAGGCUGAACACACACACACACACACACACACUGUGAGCGGCGCCAUGCACUACCGUCGCACCGACAGCUAGCCAAGCCGAAAUGCCACCUGAAGCCCCGGCCGCGAAAUGCUCGACCGAGGGGCAAACGUCUGUUGUGUCGCCGCUCCCAGGUGUGAAGAAGAGACUACGUGUGGUUUAAAAAUGGCGAUGUAUUGAGUCGUACUUUUCCGUCUCGCGCGGUGUAGCGUGGCAGCGGCAGUGGAACGUUCCCAAAGUUGUCGGUUAGCAGGGCGCGUGUGAAGGAUCGGACUUAAAGGGGCAGCGCGCAGCCGUUGGAGCCGUUGGAGCCGUUGGAGCCGCAAACAUGGAGAAGCAGCAGCAGAGCGAUUUGGAGCGAGAGCGACAGUACUGUGAACUUUGUGGGAAAAUGGAGAACCUCCUCAAGUGCGGUAGGUGCCGGAGCUCCUUCUACUGCAGCAAGGAGCACCAGAAGCAGCACUGGAAGAAACACAAGCUCAUUUGUAAGGAGGCGGACAGGGCGCAGCUUCCCAAACAGAAGCCCGAGCAGACGACGCCGCCGCCGCCUCAACCCCCACCACUACCGCCGCCGCCGCCGCCGCCGCCACCACCGGGGGACGACGAGGCACCGGAGAAACACCCGGAGCAGGCGGACAGCGCAGCUCUACCACCAACCGCAGACGCGUCUGGGCUCGGCGACAGACCGGGAGAGGACGGGUCCUCCAACGACACCGCCACACCUAACGGACAAACUAGCUCAUCCCCUCAGAAACUCGCCACGGAGUACAUUGUCCCGUGCAUGAACAAGCAUGGCAUCUGCGUGGUGGACAACUUUUUAGGAGCCGAGACCGGGCUGGGCAUUUUGGACAAUGUCAAAGCCCUGCACAAAACCGGCAAGUUCACGGACGGACAGCUGGUCAGUCAGAAAAGUGACUCCACUAAAGACAUCCGAGGUGACAAAAUCACGUGGAUAGAGGGGAGGGAGCCCGGCUGCGAGAAGAUCCGCUUUCUAAUGAGUCGCAUGGACGACCUGAUUAGACAUUGUAACGGCAAACUGGGAAACUACACAAUAAAUGGAAGGACAAAAGCAAUGGUGGCAUGUUACCCUGGAAACGGGACAGGAUACGUGCGCCAUGUGGAUAACCCCAAUGGCGACGGGCGGUGUGUGACAUGCAUAUAUUACCUUAAUAAAGACUGGACUGCCAAGGAACACGGUGGCCUUCUUCGAAUCUUCCCAGAAGGAAAGGCCCAGUUUGCCGACAUAGAGCCCAAAUUUGACCGUCUGCUGCUCUUCUGGUCAGACAGGAGGAACCCUCACGAGGUUCAGCCCGCCUUCGCCACCAGGUAUGCCAUCACGGUGUGGUAUUUUGACGCAGACGAGCGAGCCAGAGCUAAAGAAAAGUACUUAACUGGUGCAGGAGAAAAAGGAGUAAAGGUUGAACUCGGCAAAUCAUCGGAUCCCAGCUAAUGGGAAGCCUGCUCCCCCCCCCCUUCCCCCUCCAAACAGCCAUUAAGUGCUCUGUCCUAAGAAAGUGGCCUAUAGAGAGCAUGUGUGUGUGUUUUACAUGGCAAAACAGCUGACUUUUUGCUUGAGUGGGUGGAUGAUCCAUGCUUAUGGAGACAAAACAAACAAAUACAAAGUGAUUCCUGUUCAUUUUCAGCAAACCUGGGCAACCCAGCGGACCUUGAAUGUCAUGACAUUGUACUGAAAGGGAUUGUGUGGAUUGUUUUUUUUUUUUUUUUUUUCCUUUCACGUCUUCGGUGGAACGCUUACAUUACAGCAGACGUUUUCAGAAAAUCAAUUCAAACAGGAAUUAAGCUCAGAGAGAAUCUUCAUCUUUUGCAUAUUUUGGUUUUUGCAGUUAAUUUCUUAAAAGGUACAGUGUUCUGCAUAUGCUUGACGUGUUAUGCUUUUCACAUGGAAUCAGCUGUUAUAAGCUACUGUAUGGCAAAAUGUGCUUGAGUUUGCAAUAAUACGAGGAAUGAUCUGAAUUAAAAAAAAAACACCCUUUUUCUGACAGAAA
This is a messenger RNA of Dicentrarchus labrax (European seabass), 2035 nucleotides long. RefSeq names its product egl-9 family hypoxia-inducible factor 1a (gene egln1a). The transcript has 5 exons. Gene Ontology annotation, cellular component: cytoplasm; nucleus. The record is from RefSeq and is a predicted model, not a curated record. Lineage: Eukaryota; Metazoa; Chordata; Actinopteri; Moronidae. Gene Ontology annotation, biological process: cellular response to hypoxia; peptidyl-proline hydroxylation to 4-hydroxy-L-proline. Bases 358 to 1479 code for a protein of 373 amino acids. Gene Ontology annotation, molecular function: L-ascorbic acid binding; peptidyl-proline 4-dioxygenase activity; ferrous iron binding.